AUGAGUAACUCUUUCUCUUCUGGUGGAAUACAAAUGAUCCACAAUUAAAGCGCUCUAUAGUCAUAACUUGAAAUGGGUAUGAAACUCGAAAACCCCUAAUUCGAUAUGAAAAGUUUGAUCAAGUUGGAUCUUAGUGUUGACCUGUCUAUGAUUCAGACAGCUAUCGCUUACCUUUUUAAAACAUGUGCUUUUCAUGACAGAGAGUUUGUAGAGAUGAGGCAGUAGUUCAACGCUCAAGAGAAAAUGGUCAUUAAAUCUCAAGAAUCAAAUCAAUCUUAUCAGAUCAAGUAAAAUUACUUGUGUAACAAAUUACUAGGCAAGACGAGAAGGAGUCCAUCACCGUCAAGGACAGGGGACUAGUUCAAGCAAACUUAGAGCUUUAAUUUAGAAAUUAUUAAGGAACCAUCUCAACUUGGAUCGAAUUUAAGGGAUAUCAAGGCAAACAGGAAUACACAGGAUCUAUCUGCUAUGAUUAACAAUGAUGAAAUACUUUCACAGCAUACUGGGAAAUUAGAUAUGAUUAAUGAUCUCUAAGAUUAAGUUAAUCUGGUAAAUGACAAAGUAAACGAGCUUUCAACUAAACUGAAAACAGCCACUAUAGGCUAGCUAAAAGUUGCUGAGGGCUCUGAACUUUUGGACAUGGUUGAGAAAUUAAGAUAAGAAUUUGAUUCAAAAUACAUUAGAAAGCUACAUCUCAGGAAUUUAAGUAAGAACGAAAUUCAAGUCCUAGAAAAUGACAAUUUCAACGAUUUGAUGCAGUGCCUUACAAAUGAUGUGAACAGUCUAAAAGUGGAGAUACUUGAUAAAGCUAACUAAGAUGAUCUUGAUAAUUUAGUCUUAGCUAUAAAUGGAAAUGAUUUUGCUUUUGCAUCAGACUCAAUGCUAUCAAGUCCAGCUGUAGAACAGAGCAAUACUAACAAUGUCUCAUAGAUCAAGAACUCAGAGAACAAGAGUUAAACCAAUAUAUAUGUUAAUGAUCCAAGAUAGGUUGAUGGAACACUUAAAAUAAAUGCUAAUACUAAAGGAAUUAAGGCUACAACGAUUGGAUAAACACCUUCCAAAAUUCAAGGCAAUUAAAUAAUCUUACCAAUUGCACCUGAAGAAAAAAACAGAGCUAAAUAAAUCAUUAUAGGUGGAGGCAAUAAGGACUCAAAACAGCUCAGAGAUUUAUAGAACAGAAUGAUUAAUCUAGAAAAGCUGAUUGAUAACUCAAAGAUAGAUCAAGCAAGAUCUAACAUUGAAAACCUUAAAGAAAUGUUUAUUGAUCUUUAAAGUACUGUAGAAAAGAAAGCCAGUGUCUUGGAUAAUAAAAAACUAGCUGCAGUUGUUGAGGAGGUUAAUAUAAGAAUUACUGAAACUUUGGUCUAGCUAGCUGAGUUCAGAACUUGUGACCUAUUCUUGGGUGAGAAAGGAAAGUAAUCAGCAAUUAAUAUGAGAUCAAUUGAAAAUAGAUAAGAUAAUUUUGAGACAGCUUUCAAAAAAUUGUAGCAAUAACACACUGAUCUUAGUUUUAAACUAAAUGAUUCUAUUAAGUUACUAAUGAUAGGAGGUGGUAAGAAUGGUGAUACUGAGUCACAAUUAGACGAAAGGCUUUCUAAAGAGAUUAAGGAUAAAACUGACAUUGCUGUUUCAGAAGUUGUUAAGCUUCGUGACCAAUUGUUAAAAGCUUUCACCAAUUUAGAAAAUAAGGUGGGAGAUAAAGCUACUAGAGAAGAUUUAACUCAGCUUGAUGAUCACUUGUCAAGAGGCAUGGAUUAGAUAGUAUCAAAUUGUAAUAAAAUAUAUGUGAGGAAAACUGAUUUUAAUCGACUGUCCAAAGAUAUUGACUUAUAGAUAAGAUCUCUCUAAGAGUAUACAUUCAAAGGAGCAAGCAGAUCAAAUAAUAAUAGAUCUGCAAGCAGCACUUCACCAAGAUAAGAGGGAACCGGGACCCAGACUUUGCUCAAUGAUAACGAAGUAAUCUUAGCAACAAAGCCAUUAGGUGGAUGGUCAUGUGGUAGCUGUGGAAUUGGUCUUUAAUCUAUUCCAAAUAUGCCAACAGGAGAUUAUAAUGUUUGGACUAAGUUGCCAUAAAACAGCCACAGACUCAGCGUUCAAGCAAAUCAAAAGUCAUUCCAAAACAGACUAUCACAUAAAAAUUCAGUCAGUGUCGACAUCAAGGAUGGAAAUAAUUUUUCUGUAAAGUAGCUCUUAAGCAAGAAACAGAAUUAAAUUGAUUUAUCUAAGUUGAUAGGAGGUGGUGCGGGCACAGGACCAAUGACUGAGAGAGCAAGAAUCAAUUCACCCUAUAGAAACUUAGAUGGGCCUUUCAAUGCUACUAGUGGAGGUGACUUAGACAACUUGAUCACAGGAUUUACUUCAUAAUAAAUGACGAUUAGAGAAGAAAGACCAUCAAGCACUAAAUCAUUAUCAAACCAAAAGACUUCCAAUGCAAGUUUGCCCAAGAUAAUAUUACAAAAGCAAAAUAAGCAAAAGAUCAAGCUGUGA
Messenger RNA from Stylonychia lemnae, 2487 nucleotides. The record is from the annotation of a GenBank genome assembly. NCBI's taxonomy places the organism in Eukaryota, Ciliophora, Spirotrichea, Sporadotrichida, Oxytrichidae.